AAGAUUAUUAUCUUAUUAUGUUAAUUAAUAUCAUCAUAUUAAACUAAUUAAUAUUACCUAGUAAAAGCUUAAACAGACAAUGAUAGUGUUCUAUUUCGAUGUUUAAUAAUAAUAAUAACAAUAAUAUGGAAAGUUUGAAACAACGCAACGUAAAUUUAAAAAAAAAAAUUCAAAAAUCUAAAUCACUUGAUAUCCUUAAAAAAAAGUAUGAGAAGAUAGCAUUAAAUAUAGUGAUUGAAUUAAUAGACGGUGGAUUAGAAGAAGAUAUCAUAUUAGACAAAUUACGAUCAAUUAAUGUUUGCCACUAUGAAGAUAUAGUAGAAGAAAGAUUUAUUUUAAAACAAUGUGGAUAUAUUUUCUGCAAUCAACAUUUGACAUCUAUACCAACGCAGCAGUAUAAAAUAAUUAAUAACAAAGUUUACGAUAUUACAGAACGGAAGAAAUUUUGCUCAGAUAUAUGCUAUAAAAGUUCAAAAUAUCUAAAAAGUCAACUUUUAACCAGUCCUUUAUGGUUACGUGAGUCAGAAAUAAUACCUAAGUUUAAACUACUAAAGUCAGCACCAAUGAAUGUCUUUAAUCCAGAAAUGAAACUUGGUAAUUCAAGUUAUUUUGACAAUGAAAAGAAAUUGGAAGAAAAUCUAUCAGGGUUGAAAAUUUAAGUUUAAAUAAAAAAUUAUACAAAAUAUAUUGUAAACUAAUUGUGUAUCUACUGUAAUUAAAUUAA
Sipha flava (yellow sugarcane aphid) is the source of this 724-nucleotide messenger RNA. Its product is annotated as putative RNA polymerase II subunit B1 CTD phosphatase RPAP2 homolog. The record is from RefSeq and is a predicted model, not a curated record. Gene Ontology annotation, molecular function: RNA polymerase core enzyme binding; RNA polymerase II CTD heptapeptide repeat phosphatase activity. Lineage: Eukaryota; Metazoa; Arthropoda; Insecta; Hemiptera; Aphididae. The transcript is spliced from 5 exons. Bases 99 to 659 code for a protein of 186 amino acids. Gene Ontology annotation, cellular component: nucleus; cytoplasm.